UUAUAGUUCCUUCAGAAUGGGCAGUCUUCCUUCAGAUGCAUCUGGACAACAGCAGCAUCGGGUCAUGGAGAAGUGUCCCUAGAUUCACCAAGUACGGAGGACAUCCUUUCAACUGCAGGCCUUUCUUUAGCAACGCAAAUGUAUGCGGGGGUAUCAACUCAAGUUUGGGUGGCGAAUUAUCGCUUAUCCAGCUGCUGUCAGCGGGAUUUCCGACCUUAAGCGCAUCGACUCAGACCCUGAGCUCUGCAAGUACCCGCAGGGUGCUGCGAGAGCACCGGGGAGAAGAUGAAUAUCCAGGUUGUGCCAGAACACAAGCUCUCAUCGGUGGCCCCGCUGAAGCAGUGCAAUGUGGAGAAAAGGGAGGUAGAACUGAUACUGGUGAAGGACCAGAAUGGCGUCCAGUACACCAGUUCCUCCAUCAUCCCCUCCCCUGGCCACCUCGCAGGUCCCCCCGGAGCCACCGAGGAGGAACGAGAAACUUGGGGCAAGAAAAUGGACUUUCUCCUGUCGGUUAUUGGCUUCGCGGUGGACCUGGCCAAUGUUUGGAGAUUUCCGUAUUUGUGCUACAAGAAUGGAGGAGGUGCCUUUUUGAUCCCGUACAUUCUUUUCCUGGUCAUUGCGGGGAUGCCAUUGUUCUACAUGGAGCUUGCCUUGGGCCAGUACAACAGGGAAGGGGCAGCUACAGUUUGGAAGAUUUGCCCUGCCUUUAAAGGUGUGGGCUACACUGUGAUCAUCAUAGCCCUGUAUGUUGGCUUCUACUACAAUGUCAUCAUCGCCUGGUCCCUCUACUACCUGUACUCCUCCAUGACCAGGGAUCUGCCGUGGCUGUUAUGUGGAAACAUCUGGAACAGCCUGAACUGCACCGACCCCAAAGCUGUCAACGGGUCCCUCCUUGGCAACGGGUCCUACUCCAAGUACAAGAUGACCCCGGCAGCAGAGUUUUAUGAACGGGGUGUGCUGCAUCUCCACGAGAGUAGGGGUAUCCAGGACCUUGGCCUGCCCCGCUGGGAGCUGACUCUGUGUCUGGUGGUGGUGCUCUUCAUCCUCUACUUCAGCCUGUGGAAAGGUGUCAAAUCCUCAGGGAAGGUGGUGUACAUCACAGCUACCAUGCCCUACAUUGUCCUUGUUGUCUUGCUGAUCCGAGGCAUAACUCUACCUGGAGCCAAGGAUGGCAUCAAGGCCUACCUCAGCAUAGACUUGAAGCGGCUCAACAAUCUGGAGGUGUGGAUUGAUGCUGCCACCCAGAUAUUCUACUCACUGGGAGCAGGCUUUGGGGUGCUCAUUGCUUUUGCCAGUUAUAACAAAUUUGACAACAACUGCUACAGGGACGCUCUCCUGACCAGCACUGUGAACUGCGUCACUAGUUUCUUAUCAGGGUUUGCCAUCUUCUCUGUGCUCGGAUACAUGGCUUAUAAACAUGGAGUGAACAUAGAAGAUGUGGCAACAGAGGGGGCAGGACUGGUGUUUAUCAUCUACCCCGAGGCGAUCUCUACUCUGCCUGGCUCGACGUUUUGGGCUAUUGUGUUCUUCAUAAUGCUGCUGACUCUGGGCAUUGACAGCUCGAUGGGCGGCAUGGAGGCGGUGAUCACAGGCCUGUCGGACGAUUUUAAAUUCCUCAAGAGGAACAGAAAGGUCUUCACCUUCGCCACGGCCUUUGGAACGUUCCUGGUUGCUCUCCUCUGCAUCACCAAUGGUGGGAUCUACGUGCUGACCCUGUUAGAUAAGUAUGCAGCGGGGACCUCUAUACUGUUUGCUGUUCUGAUCGAGGCCAUUGGAGUGUCAUGGUUUUACGGUAUGAAACUCUACGGUACUUUUUUACCCCACGAUUUCUCCAUUUAA
Notothenia coriiceps (black rockcod) is the source of this 1839-nucleotide messenger RNA. RefSeq names its product solute carrier family 6 member 2 (gene slc6a2). The transcript is spliced from 11 exons. The coding region runs from base 286 to 1839 and encodes 517 amino acids. The record is from RefSeq and is a predicted model, not a curated record. Lineage: Eukaryota; Metazoa; Chordata; Actinopteri; Perciformes; Nototheniidae. Gene Ontology annotation, biological process: amino acid transport; dopamine uptake involved in synaptic transmission; sodium ion transmembrane transport. Gene Ontology annotation, cellular component: presynaptic membrane; neuronal cell body membrane; axon. Gene Ontology annotation, molecular function: dopamine:sodium symporter activity; norepinephrine:sodium symporter activity.